This is a messenger RNA of Sceloporus undulatus (fence lizard), 942 nucleotides long. Its product is annotated as olfactory receptor 11G2-like. Gene Ontology annotation, molecular function: olfactory receptor activity; G protein-coupled receptor activity. The transcript has a single exon. Gene Ontology annotation, cellular component: membrane. The coding region runs from base 1 to 942 and encodes 313 amino acids. Gene Ontology annotation, biological process: G protein-coupled receptor signaling pathway. The record is from RefSeq and is a predicted model, not a curated record. NCBI's taxonomy places the organism in Eukaryota, Metazoa, Chordata, Lepidosauria, Squamata, Phrynosomatidae.
AUGGAGUUGCUGAAUGGAACCACAGUGCAGGACUUCAUUCUGGUUGGCUUCAGAGUUGGACCGCAAGGGCGCCUUCUUCUUCUUGCCUUGUUCAUAGUUGUCUAUACCCUCACCUUGGCUGAGAACUUCCUCAUCAUCAUGCUAAUAGUUCAAGAUGACAGCUUGAGCUGCCUUCCCAUGUACAUCCUGCUGAGCCACUUCUCCUGGCUGGAGAUGUGUUAUGUGAGUGCCACUGUUCCACGGAUGUUAUUUGACUUAUCUUUCCCAGGUGGGCUCAUCUCCUUCCAUGCUUGCUUUCUCCAGUUUUACAUCUUCUUUUCCCUCGGCACUACCGAAUGUCUUUUUCUCUCUGCCAUGGCUCUGGAUCGCUAUUUGGCCAUCUGCUGCCCAUUGCGGUACCUUCAAAUCAUGUCCCGAGAUUUCUGCCACACCCUGGUGGUGUUAUCUUGGGUUGUUGGCUUCCUAUGGUACAUUACCCCAGUAUUUUUGAUCUCCAGGUUGUCCUUCUGUGGUUCCAAUAUUCUUAAUCACUUUCUGUGUGACUCUGGCCAACUCCUAGCCUUGGCCUGCCCUCCACUUGGGUACCUCCCUCUUUUCUGUUAUAUCGCCACUUCUUCUAUGAUCCUGGCUACCUGCUUGUUUAUUGUGGUCUCCUAUGCAGGUGUGGUUUUCACUCUGGUAAAAGCAUCGGGUCAAAAUACUGGCAUCAAAGGCUUUUCUACAGUGUCUUCCCACCUGGCUGUUGUGACAAUGUUCUAUGGAUCUGUGGUUGCUAUGUACAUAGGAGGACGCAGUGGAGAAAGCCACACUGAGAACACUAAAGUUAUAACACUCUUCUAUUCUGCCAUUGCCCCUCUGCUUAACCCUCUGAUCUACUGUCUUAGGAAUGAUCAGGUGAAAGGAGCCCUGGUCAGGUUUUUGAGAAGGAAGAGAGACAUUUAA